GCCGAGGUUAAUUUCAUGGGUAUUUGGAAAGGCUGGGUGAGGGAGUGAGUGAGCGAAAGGUGGAGAGUGCUAGGCUUUAAGGUUCACACUCUUUUUAGGCUGGCGGCUGACCUAAGCGUGCGCCCCCCGACGAGAACGAUUUCGACCGUGCGGAGGCUAGUGAAAGCGACUGGAAUGAGAGAAGAAUAAAGUGAGAGCUGAUUUAGGAGUAAAGGAACGACAAGCAGAGGCACCGCGGCGGUAGACACCAGCCAGACAACCGUUAGCUACCGACGGAGAGAGAGAGAAAAGGAAAAAAUUAAAAGGGGGACGGUUUGACAUUUGUGUAAAGCGCACAGAGUAACCAAAUUGUGGAAACCUUAGUACACCGGGUAUGGCAGACGCAGACGUCGACUUCCAGACAGGCGAUGCCGGGGCAUCCGCCACCUUCCCCCAGCAGUGCUCCGCGCUGCGCAAGAACGGCUUUGUGGUGCUGAAAGGACGACCCUGCAAGAUCGUGGAGAUGUCCACCUCCAAGACCGGAAAACACGGCCACGCUAAGGUCCACAUGGUUGGUAUUGACAUCUUCAACGGCAAGAAGUAUGAAGAUAUCUGUCCCUCCACCCACAACAUGGACGUCCCCAACAUCAAGAGACUGGACUACCAGUUGAUUGGGAUCACGGAUGGUUACCUGUCUCUGCUCCAGGACAGUGGUGAGGUGAGAGAGGACCUAAAGAUGCCAGAGGGAGACAUGGGCAAAGAGAUCGAAACCAAGUAUGACGCUGGAGAGGAGAUUCUGAUCACGGUUCUGUCUGCAAUGAACGAGGAGGCUGCAGUUGCCAUCAAGGCCAUGGCUAAAUAAGACACUACAGGGGUUAACAAGAUGCACUGGAUCUGAAAAAGGAGGGAAUACGGCCAUGUCAAUGCUAUUCUCUCGUUUUCUUUCUUUUUUUCUUUUUCGUCAACUCUCUCCCUCUCUGUACUUUCUCACCCUUCUCUGGGUAAAAUUGGAAACUAAUUUCAAUAAAUAAUUGGGAAUUGCAAACA
Molecule: messenger RNA, 1026 nt
Organism: Oncorhynchus tshawytscha (Chinook salmon)
Lineage: Eukaryota; Metazoa; Chordata; Actinopteri; Salmoniformes; Salmonidae
Product: eukaryotic translation initiation factor 5A-1
Exons: 6
Coding region: 374-841 (155 amino acids)
Biological process (GO): positive regulation of translational termination; positive regulation of translational elongation
Molecular function (GO): RNA binding; ribosome binding; translation elongation factor activity
Source: RefSeq, a predicted model, not a curated record